UAUCAUUGCAGCGUCUGUGUAAAUAUGGAAGAUGAAAUACAUUUCUUUAUCUCUCUAACCCUAGUGUGUCUAUUGCUUUGCUUUUUUAUACUUAAGCUAAAACCAUUGGCUUAUAAGCUGAAUGGCCUAACAAAUCGAUGCUUAAACUAUACGCCCAUAACUUAUUUAAAGCACGACUACCUAACGCCCGUAUCCAGGCGCAGACUGCAGCAAAUAAGGCGCAAGACGCUAAUACUGGACAUGGAUGAAACGCUCAUAUCAUCGGUAAUCAAAUCAAGAAGGUAUUGGCAAGCCCAUAGACCAUCUAGGCGUAUAAGAUACGAGCAGAUUAUACAGAGACUGCCCUGGGAUUAUUGCUUUCCACUGCACAGAAGCAAUGCCAUGGUCUAUGUCUAUAAACGACCCUAUGUGGAUUUUUUCCUUGAAACCGUAGCCAAAUGGUAUAAUCUAGUGGUAUUUACCGCAGCCACGGAGGGUUAUGCAUCAAAGGUGUUGGACUACUUGGAUGCUGGGCGUAAUAUCUUAAAUAGACGACUCUUUAGACAGCAUUGCAUUGAGGUCUGCGGUAUACGCGCCAAGUAUGUGAGUCUGGUUGAGGAGGAUUUGAGCAAUGUAGUCUUGUUGGAUAAUUGCUGCAUGGCGAAUAGCUUCAAUGUGGGCAAUGCUUUGUAUAUAAAGUCCUUUCGGCGAGGCAAUCAGGACAAUCAAUUGCUCUGCAUGCUGCCCUUUUUGGAUGCCUUGCGGUUUACCAAGGAUGUGCGUUCAGUGCUGGGGCGCAGUAGGCGCUUUGAUAAUUUGACAUUGGACUUGGCUGCAGCCAAGAAGAAGUACCUAACAGGUAGAAAUAAAACGACCAUCAAAUGAUUAAUAAAGUUGGGAAAA
Drosophila busckii is the source of this 882-nucleotide messenger RNA. Its product is annotated as CTD nuclear envelope phosphatase 1. Gene Ontology annotation, molecular function: protein serine/threonine phosphatase activity. Bases 25 to 864 code for a protein of 279 amino acids. Lineage: Eukaryota; Metazoa; Arthropoda; Insecta; Diptera; Drosophilidae. The record is from RefSeq and is a predicted model, not a curated record. The transcript is spliced from 2 exons.